Molecule: messenger RNA, 3540 nt
Organism: Penicillium hordei
Lineage: Eukaryota; Fungi; Ascomycota; Eurotiomycetes; Eurotiales; Aspergillaceae
Product: LEA domain protein
Exons: 2
Coding region: 1-3540 (1179 amino acids)
Source: RefSeq, a predicted model, not a curated record
AUGUCUUCUCCCGCCGUGAACAAAGCACCCCCUAAGCUGGGCUCCAAGGCCGGAACCCCCGCCAAAGCCCGCAAAGCCUCCGGCUCCAGCACAGCCAGCAAACCGAGCACUGCCGCCGCCGGAAGUCCCAAAGCCACGAAGAAGGCAGCAACACCCCGCAAACUCUCCCAGAAAGCCCCCGAACCAGUCGACGACGACAUCGAAGAGCAAUCCAUCCCAGAGACACCCUCCCCAAAGUCAAAGAAACGCACUGAGCAGCGCCGUCCCAUCUCCCCACCCGACGACGCAGCCUCCCAGGCGCCUUCUGCCUCCGGCUCCGCAGCACCACUCGGCCGCGCCUCCUCAGGCUUGGCUGGUAAGGCUAAUGGCCUUGCCGGCAAGACGAAGGAGACAGUCCAGCAGGGUUCCGAGAUUGUCCAGAAUGGCGCUAAAGAUGCCACCCAGACUGCCACUGAUAACCUGCCUGUGCCAUUUGACCUGUCUGCAUUGAAGGGUCUUGAGGUGGCUGAGGGUGGGAAUAUCCUUGGAGAGGAUGGGAACCCAAUUGGCAAGGUCGUUGAGGGGGAUUGGGAGGAUCUUGUCGAACAGACUGUCGGUGAUGACGGGGAGAUUAUCGAUGAGGAGGGUGAUUUGAUUGGUCGCGUCGAUAUCCUUCAUGAGGUCGCGGACCAAGCUAAGAAUGCCGCCGAUGAUGCUCAGGAAAAGGCUGGAGAUGUCGAUCUGGACAAUGUUGUUACGGAUAUCGCUCAGCUCGAAGGACUUCCUGUUUCUGAUGGCGGUGUUAUCAAGAACGCUGCUGGUCAGAUCGUCGGCCGCAUUGUUGAGGGUGAUCCUGAAGAUCUUAUUGGGUAUACCCUCAAUGAAGAUGGUGAGAUCGUUGAUGAAGAGGGCGAUGCCAUUGGUCGAGUUGACUUGAUUCCUGUUGAGGAGCAGAAGAAGGCCAUUGAAGGUGCUGCUGGUGAUGCCACUGAUAAGGUCGGUGGCGCUGAGGAUGACAUUGAGGAUCAGUACGAAGAUGCUCAGGACGGUGUCUCUACUGAACAGGCUAAGGGCGCCGUUGAUGGCGUCGCGGAUGAGGUUGGAGACGAUGUUUCUGAUGUCGAAGGAAAUGUCGACAAGACUAAGUCUACUGCCGGAGAUAAGGCCCCCGACGCCGAAGACACUACUGAUGCUGUGGAUGGUGUUAUCGACGACGCGAAGGACACCGCCGAAGAUAGCAAGAUUGACCUCGAAGACAAUGUCGAAGGUGCUAAGGAUACGGCCGAAGGUGCCGGUGAAGACGCCACGGAUACCCUUGACGAGAAGGUCGAGGGUGCCAAAGACACCGCCGAAGAUACCGCCAAAGAGGCUAAGGAAACCGCCGAAGACGGGGUCGAAGACGCCAAGCAACAAAUCCCCGGCCUCGAGACACUCGAAGGGCUGAUCUGCAACAAGCUCGGCUACAUCAUCGACAAAUCUACCGGCAAGCCCGUUGGCCAACUCACCGAAGGCGACGCUAAGAAACUAUCCAAGCUUGGUGCCACACUCGACGACAAGGGCCGGUUCUGGGAUAACCGCGGCAACGUGAUCGGCCAAGCCAAGGCCCUCCCGGUUGAGGAGGAUGAAGGCGAAGAAGGCCCCUUCUCCGGUCUGGAGGGCCUGGUCGUCGGCGAGGACGGCUUUGUUGAAGACGAGAACUCGACCCGCGUCGGCCGCCUGAUCGAAGGCGAUGCGAAGAAACUGAGCGGUCGUGGCGUCGACGAGGAUGGCGAGAUCCUCGACCGAAAGGGCAACGUCAUUGGCCGCGCUGAACGCCUCGAACCUGAGGAAGAGCCCGAGGAGGAGGAAGAGGUUGGACCUGAUUUCUCUGCUGUCAAUGGUCUUUACUGCAACAAGGCUGGCUAUGUCAUCGGACCCGAUGGGUAUCCCAUUGCUAUUGUUGUCGAGGGCAACCCCAAGGAGCUUGCCGGUAAAAAGAUCGAGGACGGCGAGAUCUAUGACGGAAAGAAGGUCGUUGGUCGUGUUGAGCUCAUUCCUGAGGAUGAGCUCGAGACCAAGCCGGAGGGUCCGUUCGCUGGCAUGGAGAGCCUCUUUGUGACCAAGGAUGGAUUCGUCGAGGAUGAUGAGGGAUCCAUUGUUGGUAAGCUUAUUGAAGGUGACGCUAAAAAGCUUCGCGGUCGCGCUGUCGACGAGGAUGGCGAGAUCACCGAUAAGUACGGCAAUGUCAAGGGUCGUGCUGAGCCCUACGAGCCUCCCCAGGAGGAGGCUCCCGCCGAGGAAGACCUCUCUAUCCUCGAAGGCAAGGUUGUCAACAAGUCUGGUAACGUUGUUGACCCCGCCACUGGUGCUGUCGUCGGACGCAUUGUCGAAGGUGACAAGCGCCUCGCUGGAUGCAAAGUCGAUGCCAAGGGCCAGAUCUGGGGUGACAAUGGGAAGGUCGUUGGACGCGCCGAGCUCAUUCCAGGCGCCGAGCAGGACAAGGCUGAAGGACCAUUCUAUGGCUUCGACAACGCUGUCGUCGGUAAGGAUGGAGUGGUCCAGGACGGCGCGAAGAUCAUCGGACGUCUCAUUGAAGGCGACGCCAAGCGCCUUCUCGGCCGUAAGGUUGACGAAGACGGCGAUGUCCUCGAUAAGAACGGCAACACCAUCGGCAAAGCCGAGCGUUGGGAGCCCGAGGAGAAGAAGCGCGAUGUCAACCCCAUGUCUGGGCGCAAGAUCACUAAGGAGGGCGAAGUCCGCGAUGCGGACGGCAACCUCAUUGGAAAGCUGACUUCGGGUAACCUCGCCACGCUGGUCGGCAAGACCAUUGACGACAACGGCUAUGUUGUUGACAAUGAUGGCAACAAGAUCGGCGAAUGCACCUUGCUUGAGAAUGUUCCGGAGCCUGAGCCUGAGGAGCCCGAACGGGAGGGCCCCACGGCUGAAGAGCAGGAGGCUGCGGCAAAGGCCGAAUCUGACCGCCAGCUCGCCGAGAAGAUGAUAUCCAUCCUCAGCCAGACUCUCGAUCGAGUCAACCCUGUUUGCAAGCAGAUCGAGGAGGCCUGCGAAAAAGCCGACCGCGCCCCUAAGGAGGAACUCGACGAGGAGAAGCUUGUCCAAACCGUCAAGCCGCUCCUCGAAGAAGGCGGCCGCAUUCUGCAAGAGUGCAACGGAGCCAUCCGGGCACUCGACCCUGAUGGACGCAUCGCCGCGACCGCUAAGGCGCGCGCUGCUUCCCGUGACGCUACUCCCGAGGAGUACCAGCUUGCCGACAUGAUCAAGGAGCUCACUGAGACGGUCAUCAAGACCAUUGAUAACGGCAAGAAGCGCAUCGCUGAUAUGCCUCAUGCUAAGAAGAAGCUGAACCCCCUCUGGGGUCUGCUCUCUGAGCCAUUGUUCCAGAUCAUUGCUGCUGUUGGCUUGUUGCUUAACGGUGUACUUGGACUUGUCGGUCGUCUCCUUGAUGGUCUUGGCCUUGGUGGAUUGUUGAAUGGUCUCCUUGGCAGUCUUGGAUUGGACAAGUUGAUUAAUGGACUUGGUCUGGGCAGUUUGACUGAUGCUCUUGGACUUGGAAAGAAAUGA